This is a messenger RNA of Aspergillus novofumigatus IBT 16806, 856 nucleotides long. RefSeq names its product BolA family protein. Gene Ontology annotation, cellular component: cytosol; nucleus. Bases 200 to 598 code for a protein of 132 amino acids. Gene Ontology annotation, biological process: intracellular iron ion homeostasis. The record is from RefSeq and is a predicted model, not a curated record. The transcript is spliced from 2 exons. Lineage: Eukaryota; Fungi; Ascomycota; Eurotiomycetes; Eurotiales; Aspergillaceae. Gene Ontology annotation, molecular function: 2 iron, 2 sulfur cluster binding.
UGAAUCCAUCAGUUACCUUACAGAUUCCGUCAUCCAUCUUCCGCGGAUUGAUAAUACUAAUCGACUUCUUCAGUAUCACUUAUCAUUUUUCUGAGCUGUUUGCAAGAUCUAUUGGUUACACGUACCAACGCCUUGGCUUGCAUAUUAAAGGAAGACUCCGCUGACCCCUCUAUUACUUGACGCCUGACAGCCAGGCUUGAUGUACUCCCGCACCACCACUUUGUUAAGCAGAAGCUGCCGGUACCUUCUCCGCACCCCCAUUCGCCAAAACUCGCCCUUUUCGAUCACUGCACGCUCCUUCGCGGCUAUCAACGCAGCAAUGGCGGACGCAACGUCGAGCGUGACGCCGGAACUACUGAAGAGUAAAUUGGUUGAACAACUUCAGGCGCAGGUUGUGGAGAUUGAGGAUUUGUCUGGUGGCUGCGGACAGGCUUUCCAGGCAAUUAUUGUUUCCCCGCAGUUUGAGAAGAAGAACAUGCUUGCGCGCCAUCGGUUGGUGAACUCGGUCUUGAAGUCGGAGAUUGCUGCUAUCCACGCCUGGACACCCAAAUGCUACACCCCCGAGCAAUGGCAGGCCCUGCAGCAAGGAAGCGCUUGAAUUCGCAGUAUACCAAGAUAAUGACUAUGGCGCUUGGUCUAGGGGCGAGUUACGUUGAUUGAAAUGUUGUAUAUUCCAGAUGCCCUUAUCGCACUUGGGUAUUGAACAAUCAGGCGCUAGGAGGAUUUCUAGCAUACAUCGCCUUUGGCUAUAGACUACAUAUGAUGGGAGUUACCAUUGUACCAUCAACAGGAUCAUCAAAAUCCACACUGUGAAUUUCUGAUACCUAUCGUUGUCUAACCCAACACCUUCUCGGCC